AUGGACUUUGACCCAAAGCACGACCAGGCGCUGGACCUGCCGCUGCGCUUUCCAGACGACCCCGUCGACGAGCCGCCGCCGCCGCCGCAACGGCAAACGCAGCCACCGCAACCUGCAUCGACGUCGAUGCGCCGGCAAAAGUCGCAAGAUCCGCAGCAGCCGUCGCCAUCACAGAAGCAAACCACGCAGUCGCCGGCGCCAUCGCCCGCCCUGCCUGAGCAGCCACCGCCCCGGUACACCGUCUACAUUCGCGUGCCGGCGCCGCGAAACGGCUUUGUGGACCCGCCCGACGUCGACUGGAACAAGGACAAGGACGACGCCCUGUGGCGCAUUCUGUCCCGCGCGUCCAAGAACGAUAUUAAUUGUACGUCUUUCCGUCCGGGAAUCGAGGUGGAACAGGACUAA
Molecule: messenger RNA, 405 nt
Organism: Sporothrix brasiliensis 5110
Lineage: Eukaryota; Fungi; Ascomycota; Sordariomycetes; Ophiostomatales; Ophiostomataceae
Exons: 1
Coding region: 1-405 (134 amino acids)
Biological process (GO): autophagosome assembly
Cellular component (GO): phagophore assembly site
Source: RefSeq, a predicted model, not a curated record